AUGGAGCCGGAUUUGGAGUUCAUGCCGCUGCAGAGCCUGCGGGUGCUCGUAAGCAGCAUGGAUAAGCUGAAGAACGACACCGUUCUGAGGCUGCACGCCAUACAGAAGGUGAACCACGACCUGCUGACAGAGAACGCACGGCUUCGGCAUCGUACGCGGGACAUGUUAAAGCGCCAACAGGAGAGUGCGGUUUCGCCAGCACCUGGCAGGGAAUCGUUGAAGCAAAUCGAAAGCAGGGUAAAGCCCGCGAAGGCCACGCAGAUGGCGGCAAAAGCUGGAACUGACGUCUCUGCCCCCUCCAAUCGCACGGACCCCAUGAGCGUGGACAUCACUAUGGGUCCGGAUUUCACCGCGGUGGUGGAGAUGCGGAUCGGGCUCGACACGCCGCAGCUCAGGGAUUUCUUCCAAGCGGAGCCCACCGACUUCCAGUACAAGCUGAUCCUGAUAGAGGCUAAAAACGGCGUGGUGGAGAACGCCUCUACAGUAAUCACGCGCAACCCAAAAGUCACGUUGCGCAAGUUGCAGGACACCAAGUUCGUCUACCACCAGCGCUACUCUCCUUCCCCCACGCCCGAACCCGUGACCGUCACUCCGCAGGCUAAACAGCCGCCCAUCAACGUCGGAAGCGCAAUGUACACGUUGAACGUUCAGGUGGGCGAGAAGGACUACGCUACUUGCGCAUUCUCUGACGGCGACGAGUUCCCGGCGGUGGCGAGGCAGUUCAUCGAGGAUAACCGGCUGAAGCCCGUUCUGCUGGAGGGGCUGCUGCAGGCGAUGCAGCAGCUACGCGCUUCGGGAGUGACCAUCCGCAGUGUGGACGUGUCAGACCUGAUAUAG
This is a messenger RNA of Babesia ovata, 837 nucleotides long. RefSeq names its product Adenylate kinase, putative. The record is from RefSeq and is a predicted model, not a curated record. NCBI's taxonomy places the organism in Eukaryota, Apicomplexa, Aconoidasida, Piroplasmida, Babesiidae. The transcript is spliced from 3 exons. The coding region runs from base 1 to 837 and encodes 278 amino acids.